AUGACUGAUAUACAGGUUGAAAAUGAAAUCGAUCAUCAUAAUGAAGAACAGGAACAGUUAGCUGCUACAGAAGAAUCCACACCUCGUAAUCGUCGUCUUCAAUCAUUUGUUGAUCAAUAUGGAACUGAUGAAGCACAUGUAUCUAGAGUUGGUUAUAUUAAACAUUAUCUAAGAAAACAAUUUGCUGCUUUUACUUUUCUAUGUUGCUUAAAUUCAUUCUUGGAUAAAAUACCACUCAUUCGUUGUUUAAAAGAAUAUAAUAUUCGUAAAAAUUUAUUUGGAGAUAUUAUUGCUGGCAUCACAGUAGCAAUAAUGCAUAUACCACAAGGUAUGGCUUAUGGUGUUCUAACAACAUUACCACCUGUUCAUGGAACAUUUGCUGUUAUAUCAUUGAUGAUAGCCCAAGCUAUUGAAAGUGUGACACCACCAUCAAUUAGUAUAUUAAAUAAUAAUCAAACGUCUUCUGCAAUUUCAAGUGACUCUGAUUUACUUUCAAUGAAUGAACGAAUUGGUACAGCUACUACGCUUGCUCUUCUUGUUGGAAUUGUUCAAGUGAUAUUAUCUUUCCUACGAUUUGGAUUUUUAACUGUCUAUUUAACCGAGCCAUUUAUUAGUGGUUUUACAACUGGUGCUGCUUUACAUGUUUUUACAAGUCAAAUUCCAUUUAUAUUCGGUAUAAAAGCUCCACGAGGAAUAAGUGGAGCAUUUAAAUUACCAAAAUUCUACAUUAAAUUAAUUAGUUUAUUAAUUCAUCAUAUUAAUUGGAUAUCAACAGCUAUUGGUAUUGUUUCUAUUAUUGCUUUAUAUUUUGCUAAAUAUCUAAAUGAACGUUACAAAUCAAAAAUUCGUAUCGUACUUCCAUGUGAAUUAGUUUUAGUAAUUAUUGGUACAGUUACAUCACAUUUUGCAAAAUUUCAUUCAAAACAUGAUGUAUCAGUCGUAGGAGAUAUUAAACGUGGUUUACCUCCACUAACAGUCCCUCCAUUAAAUCAUAUUAAUCAAUUAGUUGUACCAGCUAUUACAAUUGCUGCUGUUAGUUUAUCUAUUUCAAUAUCAAUGGCAAAAAUGUUUAGUCGAAAACAUGGUUAUAAAGUUAGCUCGAAUCAAGAAUUAUUAGCUUAUGGAAUAUCAAAUAUUGUUCCAUCCUUUUUUCAAUGUUAUCCAAAUGCUGGUUCAUUAAGUCGUUCAGUUGUACAAGAAGGUAGUGGAGGAAAAACUCUUUUGAUCGGUGGUUUUUCUUCCAUUGUUUUGGGCUUAGUUAUUGUUGCAUUGACUCCUCUUUUUCGAUCGUUGCCAAUGGCUUGUCUAGCUGCAAUUAUUAUUGUUAAUUUAAAGGGGCUUAUUUUUCAAGUGAAGGAUUUUAUCUUUUAUUUUCAAAUCAGUUUAUUGGAAUGUGUUUUAUGGGCAAUGACAUUUGUCUCUGUUCUUUUGUUUGAUGUUGAUAUUGGUCUAUAUGUUGGUAUAUGUACAUCGUUUAUUAUUAAUACAAUACGAACACAAAAACCUCGAUUUGUCGUACUUGGUCAAGUUGAAAAUACUGAACUUUAUAAGAAUACUGUUUAUUUUCCUUCAGCUCAUCAAUAUUCUAGAAUAAAAAUUCUUCGUUUUGAUGAAUCACUUUAUGCGUGUAAUGCGCCAUUUUUUAAAAGAAAGUUUUACGAACUUAUUGAUAUUCAUCUUUCAUAUUCACCAAUUAUUCAUUGUGGAAAAAAGACACAGAAAAAUCCUACGAACGAACCAACUUACAAAUAUGUUAUUCUUGAUUGCUCACCAUUUAAUUAUAUUGAUACAGUUGGAGUUAAACUACUUAUUCAAAUAUUCAAUGAUUUGAAAAAAAGAGGGAUUAAACUGUAUUUGACUGAAUGUCGAUAAUCACCAACCAAUGAUGAAACAAAUGAACAUGUGGAAAAUCAAGUUUAA
Molecule: messenger RNA, 1920 nt
Organism: Rotaria sp. Silwood2
Lineage: Eukaryota; Metazoa; Rotifera; Eurotatoria; Philodinida; Philodinidae
Source: the annotation of a GenBank genome assembly